This is a messenger RNA of Hevea brasiliensis (rubber tree), 1367 nucleotides long. Its product is annotated as phosphopantothenate--cysteine ligase 2. The record is from RefSeq and is a predicted model, not a curated record. Gene Ontology annotation, cellular component: cytoplasm; nucleus. Gene Ontology annotation, biological process: coenzyme A biosynthetic process. Gene Ontology annotation, molecular function: phosphopantothenate--cysteine ligase activity. Lineage: Eukaryota; Viridiplantae; Streptophyta; Magnoliopsida; Malpighiales; Euphorbiaceae. The coding region runs from base 142 to 1104 and encodes 320 amino acids. The transcript has 10 exons.
CUGUUUAAAUAAUAAUAAUAAUAAUAAUAAUAAUAAUUUAAUCAAAAUAAAAAGCUUCUAAUCUUCCCAUUCCUAUAAAUUCAACUGCAGCAGGCCCUCGUAAUCCCACCUCGGUUCCUACUUUUGUUUUGGGGAUUUCUAAUGGAAUCAACAAAUGGAUUAGUGACUGAUGCAGAAAUCAAAUCGUUUUUUGAUUCUGCUCCUCCUCUACGAGACAGAGUUGGUAUCGCAAACAAAUUGAAGGAAUUCAUUCAACUCAAUUCUGCUUCACAAGGAAAUGGAAGUGCUAGGAGGGUUGUGUGUGUGACUUCUGGUGGUACUACUGUUCCCCUGGAACAGCGUUGUGUUCGUUAUAUUGAUAACUUCAGCUCAGGUCACAGAGGAGCCACAUCCACCGAGUAUUUUAUCAAGGCUGAAUAUGCAGUUAUAUUUUUAUACAGGAGGGGAAGUUGCCAGCCAUACUGUCGAUCUCUUCCUGAGGAUCCACUGCUUGAGUGUUUUGAGUUCACUAACGGCUCCAAUGUUCAAGUGCGGCAAUCAUGUUCUGAAGCAGUGAGGAGAGCCAUUAAUGAUCAUCAUGCUGCUGUAGCAGCAGGUCACCUGUUAAAACUUCCUUUUACAACCAUUUUUGAAUAUCUUCAGAUCUUACAAAUGAUUGCAAUAUCAAUGAGGAAUCUUGGGCCACAUGCAAUGUUUUAUCUUGCAGCUGCAGUGUCUGACUUUUACGUCCCUUGGAAAGAUAUGGCAGAGCACAAAAUUCAAUCAGCAUCUGGCCCUCUGGAUAUGCGACUUGUGCAAGCUCCAAAAAUGCUUUCGGUGUUGAGGAAAGAGUGGGCUCCCAUGGCCUUCUGCAUAUCAUUCAAGCUGGAGACAGAUUCAAAGAUUCUUUUGGAGAAGGCUGAUAUGGCACUUAAAAAGUACAAGAUGCAUAUGGUUGUUGCAAAUGAGCUUGUGACCCGCAAUGAGGAGGUUAUAGUUGUCACAGCUGACAAAAAGAUUCCAGUCUGCCGUGACAAGACUCAGCCUGGUUCUGAUGUGGAAAACCCCCUGAUUGAACUACUUGUGGAAAAGCAUUCAGCUCACAUUAAGGAUGCUGAUACGUGAUAAGGUUAACAGCUUUAUAUAGCGGACAAAUACAACAUAAUUUUCUGACAACAUAUUGAUGAAAUUGAAUGAAUAUUGUUGGCAUUAAAAUUGUUCUUUUCUUUGAACAAAGGGCAGUUCUUAAUUUCCCCCGCAAUAAUCCAUUCUGUACUUUGCAGAGGGAGUAAAGGAAAAUAAUUGUAAUCCCUCUAGUUCUUUCCAGUUUGGAGAAAAAGUUGAAUAAUUGAUAUUCAUAAUGAAUGCAUACGUCUUUCAAUUAAAAA